GUAGUGAACAUGGACAUUGUGUGAGAGUACAUGCUUCUACAUACAAGUGUCAGUGUAGCGUUGGCUGGCAGGGAACUGACUGUUCGCAAGUAGAUUUACAUGCUCUUGAGCUGCACUGUCAACAUCACUGUCAUCAUGGACAUUGUUGUGAGAGACUCUGAAUUCUUCUUACAAGUGCCAGUGUAGCAGUGGCUGGGCAGGGAACACACUGUUCGCACGAAAUAAUACCUUCCGGGGCAUACUCUUCUGAUCACGAGUGCCAUAGACAAUGCAGCCGGCAUGGCAGCUGUGUACAUCACUCAUCUGGCCACGGUUACAUCUGUCAGUGUGCCUCUGGGUGGCAUGGCACGCACUGUGAACUGGAAAAUGCACCUUCCGUGUCACACACGCAAACGCAUGACUAUUGUAACGGUCACUGUGGUAGCCAUGGAAAAUGUGUAUCAAGUCAUUUUGAUCAUCAUGGUUAUAGUUGUCAAUGUGAGUCAGGAUGGCAUGGAACGUACUGUACACAGCAAUAUACAUUUUCCGGGUCACACACGCAAACGAGUGACUAUUGUCACGGUCACUGUGGUAGCCAUGGAAAAUGUGUAUCAAGUCAUCAUGCACAGUGAUCGUUGUCAGUGUGAUUCAGGAUGGCAUGGAACGUACUGUACACAGCAAUAUACAUCAAGUGGCACAACGCAUUGCGGCAAUAUCUACUGCGUGCACGGAGUUUGCGCACAUAACAGUAUAUAUACGAGUUUAUUUGGUUUCUCAUACCAUUGUAAUUGUAACCAUGGAUGGCAUGGUCAGCAUUGCGAUCAACAAAUAUCAACGGCAAAAACAACAAAAAAGACGACGACUUCAACAACAACAACUACUACUACAACAACAACAUCCACAGUAGCACCGACCACAACCGUGCCGACCACAACAAGCGCUCCAUUUACCGCGGCACCAAUUUUCUAUCGCUGUAACCACGUCAGCACCAUUGUGGCAGUUGCUUAUCAAACUCCUGUUUCUAACCCAAACGCUUCAAUAUGUGCGCACGGACAGCAGGCGUCUCACGAAGCGUUUGUUCUCACGGAAUGUGAUGUACCUACAACUCCAGCCACAUGGAAACAGGGUGUCAACGUAAUGUCACGCUGUGCAAGCUCGAAUCCUAUACCGUACGACACACCUAUAGCAAGCUUUGACCACGGACUUUAUUCGUCAGCUGGCAGUCUCUCAGGGGUGUUUCUCGGGUGUACAAGUGAUGGGUUCAAGAUUGCGUUCCAAACAUGCGGUCAGGCGCCUGAAAUGACCGAACUUCUGCAAGGACAUCACUUUAGCCAGAAUCCAGUCAAUUACUUCACAAUAUCUUAGAUAUCUGAAAUGAAUUUAUAUUGCAAUAAAAAUCUGCUGUA
Ruditapes philippinarum (Manila clam) is the source of this 1385-nucleotide messenger RNA. RefSeq lists its product as uncharacterized. The transcript has 10 exons. The record is from RefSeq and is a predicted model, not a curated record. Bases 280 to 1344 code for a protein of 354 amino acids. Lineage: Eukaryota; Metazoa; Mollusca; Bivalvia; Venerida; Veneridae.